CGUUUCUUCUUUCGCUUGUAGAAGAUAAUGUUAAAUAAGUAAAAAUAUCUUGAGAAAUUUUUAAUUUUCCCACUUGUGUAUUUGAGCAAAGCAGAAUUAAAUGGAGGUCUGGAAAUGUCAAAAAUCGGGUGGUAUUUAAACCCGACAUUAAAAAAAAAGUGUUGGGGAGAGAGAGAAAGAGAGAAGAAGAAAGAAACACACCCAACGAGACGAAUAGCAUUUGUCGAAAUUUUGCGUUUUUUCGAUCUGCAAAAAUUAAUUAAUAAAAAGGGUAGGAAGAAAAUUUUGUGGUGUUAUCGGAUCCGGGAUUUCCCCCAAUUCAACCCUAGAUGUUCUGAUUUCCUGAGACAUUAGCUUUUCUUCUUCGCCUAUCUUAAUCAUUCGGUUUGGUUGAUUUUUCCCUUUGGCUUGCUUUGUAUCCUCCAGUUUUGCUCUCUAUCCAUCCUUGAUUUCCCCUAAAUUUUUGAUUUUUCGCCUGAGAUUUUAUUAGGAUCCUAGAUUAAUCUCGCUCUUGCAGUACCUCGAUUUUCAUGGAUUUUCGGGUUCCGAUUCUCCUCCUCUGUGCGAUAGCAGCUGCGUCAUGCUUUCCUUCCGGGUCGGCUUCAUCCCGGGUGGACUUUUCCGUCUGCAAUCACGAAUUCAAAGUGUUCCGGUUUGAUAUAGAGGCCAAGUGCCCUCGCUCUCUGUAUCCGACUCCUCCCAUUGAGGUAGAUGGAGACUCACUUGACAGGUUAAUGGCUUUGAGCCCUGAAAAUGCUUACAUGUCAGUACUCUUUUAUGCUUCCUGGUGCCCGUUCUCACGUGCUGUCCGCCCCAAGUUUGAUAUGUUGAGUUCGAUGUUCCCUCAAAUACAGCACCUAGCUGUGGAGCAUUCUCACGCACUACCAUCUGUCUUUUCAAGGUAUGGUAUACAUAGCUUACCUUCAAUCCUGAUGGUAAACCAAACUCUAAAGGUGCGACACCAUGGUCGAAAGGAUCUUACAUCCCUGAUUGAGUUUUAUGAGGAAUCAACAGGUCUCCAACCUGUCCAGUAUGUGGCUGAAGCGGAACCAUUAACAGGCAGCUUAUACGCUGCGGAUGGUAACCUGAUCACAUGGUUACGCAAUGGGACAUCUGUUAGUGAAGUAUUCAAACGAGAUCCAUUCUUGGUACUAUCUCUGAUGUUUAUCUGUUUACAAGUGGCGAUCCUCGUCUUCCCCAUAGCAGAAUCGCGCAUGAAAGCGUUAUGGGCUUCUUAUGUUCCCAAUCUGAACCUGGAAAGAUUUGGAGAGAUAAGCCAACUGUUCAGCCGUGCUCUUCACAUGGUCGAUGUGAGGAGGCUGUGGUUGAAACUAAGACUCGUCAAAACAAGGAGCUUCCAUGAAAGGGCAAAGAACGCACAAGCCUGGGCUUCAUCGCUCGCAUCUGUCUCUCUAGGCCAAACUUCAUCAGACCAGUCCUGAUCCUAUAAAGGGUGAAAAGCAAAACCCUUGAAAGAUCCUUCUAAUAUGCCUUGUCAGCAUUGGAAAGAGAUAAGCUUUAAGUGUGUUCUGGAAAUCUGAGAGUUCUCUCUUACAUGAAUGUGAUAUUGACUUUUGAGUUUAUUUGUCUGCAUCGAAGCAUGUAAAUUCCAGGAAACAGCUUUGCUUCUGUUUGUGAAUAUCUUUUUGUUUUAUGAAUCUGAGGUGUCUGUUUUGACCUUGUUUCUUUUACUGAAUAAUUUAAUUGAGUCAGCUAAAUUUGUCUGAAUCUGUGCUACGCAAUUCUGUAUUGUAAUGUUUGUUCGAGUUCUGUCGACUCCACAACAGCUACAUGGUAUGGUUAC
Thlaspi arvense is the source of this 1804-nucleotide messenger RNA. Lineage: Eukaryota; Viridiplantae; Streptophyta; Magnoliopsida; Brassicales; Brassicaceae. The record is from the annotation of a GenBank genome assembly.